This is a messenger RNA of Stylonychia lemnae, 1344 nucleotides long. Lineage: Eukaryota; Ciliophora; Spirotrichea; Sporadotrichida; Oxytrichidae. The record is from the annotation of a GenBank genome assembly.
AUGCUCUGCCAAAUCAAUAAUCCUAGUAAUAAUAAGAGACAAGAUAUAGUAGACAUUUCAAAUCCAUUCAUUUCAAACUAACAAUUGAAGGACAAUCAAUUUUUGAACUCAUAGCAAACUCUAUUAAAAACGGAUCUAUUUUCCCAACUUCAGUAUCACGGGUAAAAUCUUUAAGGCUUGAGGAUUGGAUUUAAUCAUGAUUAGUCUAAUUUUUUGGAAGAAAUUGAAUCAGACAAUAAAUAAAAUAUGAAUGUCAUAUAUACCAAGAAUGAGAUUAAAAUAAUAAGAACAAAUUAGACUGGGGGAUAAUAGUAUAUUCAAUCCAAUAACAAAGGAUUUAAUGAAAUUAGUUAUAAGUCUGAGACUCAAUUUAAAAACUAAUUUGAAUAAUAUCAGAAGGAAUUAAACGAUAGAUAACAUCAAAAAUAGAAACUCAUACAGCAAGUAAAAUUAGAGGAUGAUGAAAUCAAUAAAAUCAAGAAGUAAAAAGAACUUGAACGUCAAGAUAUUAUUGCAAAGUUAAAAGCCAAAUUAGAUGAGGAAGCUUAGAAUAACUAAUUAUCAUCAAACCUACUAAUAGCUGAGUUUUAAGACAAUUAAUUGAUCAAUAAGAGCAACAAAAAGUAUUUGUCGCCUAAUCUAUAAGUAAGGGAGUAAAAUUAAAAGAUUAAAAAUUCAUAUGAAAAACUAAUUAAAUGGAUUUCAGACAAUGAAGAGAAAAAUUAGCAAGAAGCAAAAAGUCAUUAUGGAAAAGACAUUGGUGAUAUUCUAAAUUCUGCUCUUAGUAAGAUGACGAAUCCACAUGAUGAUUGGAGCUUAGAAUAGAAGAGCGUUCACAAUUAGGCUUAGGCUGAGAAGUUCAUGUAGAUUAUGAUAUAGCUUAACUAAUCAUCAAACAUAAAAAAGUAUGCGAGUUAAGUCCUUGCAUCUAUUUUGUUCACACAGAUAUUCAAGUCUAAGUAACAAAACGUAAAAGACAACAAAUCUGUGAUAAUUCAGUUCUAUGGAGAGAUCAUUCAUAAGAUUUCUUACUAAAUGCCCUAACUUUAAAUAAAGGAAAUCAUAAUAGGAAGAGUAAUGAAAGCUGCUUCAAUCUUAUUGCCUUCUUACCCAAAGUUACAGGAUUAUUAAUAAGAGAUAGAUUUGGUAUCAGCAUUAGGUUACUAAAAGGAUCUCAGUUAAAGAUACAGAGAGGAUCCUGAAAAUACUUAUUCGAGAAUUGAGCAAGCAUGCAAGACGAUAUUUACAAUCAUGAGCGAUGAUGCUUAUAUAGGAAAACUAUUCUAGUCACUGAAGAUUAAUCAGGAAUUGAUAAAUCAAAGAUCUAUAAUGCUCGACUAAUGA